UUAAUUUCUUAUGAAGUUUGCAAUGUUAUUUUGAAUAUGACGGACAUUUUGUGAAUUACAUUACUUAAAAAGAGAUACGGAAUAAAUGUACAUUGGAAAGCUAAAGAUGUUAUCAACUUGAUCUGGUUAUUACUAUGGAUACCGUUAUUUAUAUUUGGGAUUCCUCCAAAAAGAAGUUUGGACAUGCGUCUAUGGAGCUUAGCGAUGGAACCUAUAUCAGCUGGUGGCCAAGACCAGAGGCACACAGUCUGUAUACGGAAGUAAAAUUAACCGACAAAGGACGACCUCCAGUAACAAAAACAGUUGUAGUGAACCCUUGCAAGAACAUGCGCAUGGAUACACUUCCGGCAGUAUGCUUUAUCAAAGUACGACCAAUCCUUGCAGAUUCCUAUAUUGAUGACGUAGAAUUGAUGGGUGAUAAAGCUGAUCACGUGGUCAUGUUGAGAAAGAGGCUGCUCGACGAGGAUCGGGUAUAUCAUUUCUGGAAGAAAACCAAGGAAGUUCACCAGCCGUACAUCCUUGGAACGAAUAACUGCGCAGACAUGAUAUUUAGAGCGCUAAGGAUAGGUGGAGCCACUGCAUAUGUACCAGAUCCAGGUUUCGCCUACAUUUGGACGCCACGUCGACUUUAUAACUACGUCGAAAGAUUCUCAUUUUUAGCCAUGGUUUUAAAUUCUAAUUCAAGACUCGGAGAAUAUUUCGAAAUGAACGAUAUGCCUCGUCAUAAAAGAAAACCCAUCAAGCAGGCUUACGAAUCGUCAUAGAGAGACACCAUUGCAUUCAGUCAAAGCAACAGCACGUGUCAGAUGGUCCUGAAGCCCAUGAUUGGAAAGGAAAACUUACAACUGUGAUAGCAAUGUGAAGGUUAUCACGUC
Mytilus trossulus (common blue mussel) is the source of this 875-nucleotide messenger RNA. RefSeq lists its product as uncharacterized. The transcript is spliced from 3 exons. The coding region runs from base 135 to 764 and encodes 209 amino acids. The record is from RefSeq and is a predicted model, not a curated record. NCBI's taxonomy places the organism in Eukaryota, Metazoa, Mollusca, Bivalvia, Mytilida, Mytilidae.